AUGUCUGGCUACAACCAAGGCCAGGGCCAUUACGAUGAGGGCUAUAGCCACCAGGGCCACCAGCCCCACGGCGAUGCGGCUCAUGGUGAUGCUGCUCAUGGCGAUGGCUACUACCAAGACGAACAUGGCAGUUAUUAUGAUCAGAAUGACUAUUCUCACUAUGGGGAUGGCUACUACGACCAAAGUGGCUACUAUGGCGAGCACCAAGGUGGAGGAGGCUAUUACGAGGGUGGUGGCGGCGGCCACGAUAAUUACUACAAUGACCAAUACUACGAUCAGGGUCACGGUGGACAGGGAGACUACGCCCAAGGUGGACGUGGUCGCCGCCGCAACGGAGAAUCCGAAGAGGACUCGGAAACAUUCAGCGACUUUACCAUGAGAUCUGAGACUGCCCGCGCUGCUGACAUGGACUACUAUGGCCGUGGUGACGAACGCUACAACAGCUACAACGAUAGCCAGAUGGGAGGCAAUGGAUACGGCUACCGACCCCCGUCUUCGCAGAUUUCGUACGGCGGAAACCGUUCAUCUGGUGCAUCGACUCCUGUGUACGGAAUGGAGUACGGAAACGCCCUUCCAGCUGGUCAACGCUCUCGUGAACCAUACCCAGCCUGGGCUUCGGAUGCCCAAAUUCCUUUGUCGAAAGAGGAAAUCGAGGAUAUUUUCCUCGACCUGGUCAACAAGUUCGGUUUCCAGCGAGACAGCAUGAGGAACAUGUUCGACCAUUUGAUGACUUUGCUGGACUCUCGUGCCUCUCGUAUGACUCCCAACCAAGCUCUCCUCUCCCUGCAUGCCGACUAUAUUGGUGGUGACAAUGCGAACUACCGUCGCUGGUAUUUUGCCGCCCACUUGGAUCUCGACGAUGCCGUCGGGUUUGCCAACAUGACUUUGGGCAAAGGCAACCGGAGGACAAGGAAGGCUCGUAAGGCUGCAAAGAAGGCAGCACAGCAAAACCCCGAGAAUGAGGAGGCUACUCUGGACGCAAUGGAAGGAGACAACAGUUUGGAGGCGGCAGAGUACCGCUGGAAAUCGCGCAUGAACCGCAUGUCUCAACAUGAGCGCGUCCGCCAAAUCGCCCUGUACCUGCUCUGUUGGGGCGAGGCCAACCAAGUCCGAUUUACCCCCGAGUGUUUGUGCUUCAUCUUCAAAUGUGCCGACGACUACUUGAACUCGCCAGAGUGUCAAAACCGGGUCGAGCCGAUUGAAGAAGGCAGCUAUCUCAACAAUGUCAUCACACCUAUUUAUCAAUAUCUUCGCGACCAAGGUUACGAGAUUCUUGAGGGCAAAUAUGUUCGUCGCGAACGUGAUCAUAACAAGAUCAUCGGCUAUGACGAUAUAAACCAGCUUUUCUGGUAUCCGGAAGGCAUUGAGAGAAUCAUCCUAGAAGACAAGACUAGACUGGUGGAUAUCCCUGCAGCUGAGCGAUGGGAUAAACUCAAGGACGUCAACUGGAAAAAAGUCUUCUUCAAAACCUACAAGGAGACGCGAUCCUGGUUCCAUAUGGUUACCAACUUCAACCGAAUCUGGGUUAUUCAUUUGGGAGCCUUCUGGUUCUUCACCGCUUAUAACUCCAAGGCACUCUAUACCAAAGACUAUCAACAGCAGAAAGACACCCAGCCCCCUGGUUCCUACGUUUGGUCUGCCGUCGCCCUUGGUGGCGGUAUUUCUUCCCUCAUCCAAAUCUUUGCGACUUGCGCUGAAUGGGCGUACGUUCCGCGAAAGUGGGCUGGUGCUCAGCACCUGACCAAACGCCUUCUGUUCCUUCUUGCUGUCUUCGCUGUCAAUGUUGGUCCUAGUGUGUACGUCUUCGGAGUUUCUAAAAAUGGCCGUGACACUAUCGCCUAUGUUCUCGGUAUAGUCCAAUUCUUCAUCGCUCUAGCAACAUUCUUUUUCUUCUCCAUUAUGCCUCUUGGUGGGCUUUUCGGGAGCUACAUGAAGAAGAAUACCAGACAGUACGUUGCUAGCCAGACAUUUACUGCCAGUUUCCCUAAAUUGACUGGCAACGGCAUGUGGAUGUCGUAUGGCCUGUGGGUGUGUGUCUUUGCUGCCAAAUUGGUUGAAUCCUACUUCUUCCUUACCCUGUCGUUCAAGGAUCCUAUUCGUAUUCUGUCUCCGAUGAAAAUUCGUCACUGUCUUGGUGACACCUACAUCCCCGAAAGCCUCUGCAAAGCCCAGCCUCAGAUUCUUCUUGGUCUUAUGUUUUUCACCGACUUGACACUGUUCUUCCUGGAUAGUUACCUUUGGUACAUUAUCUUGAACACCGUCUUCUCUGUCGCUAGAUCCUUCUACUUGGGUGUGUCCAUCUGGAGUCCUUGGAGGAACAUUUUCUCCCGUCUACCUAAGCGAAUUUACUCCAAGGUUCUGGCCACAACGGAUAUGGAAAUAAAGUACAAACCUAAGGUCCUUAUCUCACAAGUUUGGAACGCCAUUGUUAUUUCCAUGUAUCGAGAGCACUUGUUGGCCAUCGACCACGUCCAAAAGCUUCUUUACCACCAGGUGCCGUCGGAACAGGAAGGAAAGCGAACCCUACGCGCACCGACCUUCUUCGUCUCUCAAGAAGAUCAUUCUUUCAAGACCGAGUUUUUCCCGGCCCAGAGUGAAGCUGAGCGUCGUAUUUCUUUCUUCGCCCAGUCGCUUUCAACUCCUAUCCCAGAGCCUCUUCCAGUCGACAACAUGCCAACGUUCACAGUUUUGAUUCCCCACUACAGUGAAAAAAUACUGCUUUCGUUGCGUGAGAUUAUUCGUGAAGAUGAACCGUACUCCCGAGUGACCAUGCUUGAAUACCUCAAGCAGCUACAUCCACACGAAUGGGAUUGCUUUGUCAAGGAUACCAAGAUACUCGCAGACGAAACCUCUCAGUUCAAUGGUGAAUAUGAUAAAAACGAGAAGGAUGCCGCCAAGAGCAAAAUUGAUGACCUGCCCUUCUAUUGCAUUGGUUUCAAGUCUGCCGCUCCUGAGUACACCCUUCGCACUCGUAUCUGGGCUUCUCUCCGUUCUCAAACCUUGUAUCGUACCAUCUCCGGCUUCAUGAAUUACAGCCGUGCCAUCAAGCUUUUGUACCGUGUGGAGAACCCAGAAGUCGUCCAAAUGUUCGGUGGCAACUCCGACAAGCUUGAACGAGAAUUGGAGAGAAUGGCUCGUCGCAAGUUCAAGAUUUGUGUUUCCAUGCAAAGAUAUGCCAAGUUUAACAAAGAAGAGCGAGAAAACACCGAGUUCCUCCUUCGUGCCUAUCCCGACCUACAAAUUGCUUACCUGGAUGAAGAGAUUCCUGAAACCGAAGGCGAAGAACCAAAACUGUACUCCGCUCUGAUUGAUGGUCACUCUGAACUUUUGGAAAAUGGAAUGCGCAAGCCCAAGUUCCGUGUCCAGCUCUCAGGAAACCCCAUUCUCGGUGACGGCAAAUCUGACAACCAGAAUCACUCUAUCAUCUUCUACCGCGGUGAAUACAUCCAACUCAUCGAUGCCAAUCAAGACAACUAUCUCGAAGAGUGCUUGAAGAUUCGAAGCGUCCUUGCUGAGUUUGAGGAGAUGACCACUGACAAUGUGUCCCCCUACACUCCUGGUCUCCCCACUGCCAACUCAAACCCUGUCGCUAUUCUUGGUGCCCGUGAAUACAUUUUCUCCGAGAACAUCGGUAUCCUCGGUGACGUUGCCGCUGGUAAGGAACAGACUUUUGGAACACUUUUCGCUCGUACCCUGGCCGAGAUUGGAGGCAAACUUCACUACGGCCAUCCUGAUUUCUUGAACGGUAUUUUCAUGACUACACGUGGUGGUGUCUCAAAGGCUCAGAAAGGUCUCCACCUCAACGAAGAUAUCUACGCUGGUAUGAACGCAAUUCUCCGUGGUGGUAGGAUCAAACACUGCGAGUACUUCCAAUGUGGUAAAGGUCGUGAUUUAGGUUUCGGCUCCAUUCUCAACUUUACUACAAAGAUUGGUACUGGUAUGGGAGAACAGAUGUUGUCUCGUGAAUACUAUUAUCUUGGCACCCAGCUUCCUCUGGAUCGGUUCCUCUCUUUCUACUACGCUCACCCUGGGUUCCACAUUAACAACAUGUUCAUCAUGUUGUCGGUGCAAAUGUUCAUGAUUACCAUGAUUAACUUGGGUGCCUUACGCCAUGAGACUAUCCUUUGCCAUUACAACUCUGAUGUUCCGAUCACUGAUCCCUUGUUGCCGACGGGUUGUUCUAAUCUGGUCCCCAUCACGAACUGGGUCAACCGUUGUAUCGUUUCUAUCUUCAUCGUGUUCUUUAUCUCCUUCGUUCCUCUAGUCGUCCAGGAACUGACCGAAAGAGGUUUCUGGCGCGCAGCCACUCGUCUUGCUAAGCAAUUUGGCUCUUUGUCAUUCAUGUUCGAAGUGUUUGUCUGCCAGAUUUACGCCAAUUCCAUUCAGCAGGAUCUUUCAUAUGGAGGUGCCCGAUACAUCGCUACUGGUCGUGGUUUCGCCACUGCUCGCAUUCCCUUUGGCCUCCUUUACUCUCGAUUCGCUGGUCCGUCUAUUUACCUCGGAGCUCGCUCUCUGCUUAUGCUUCUCUUCGCCACCAGUACAAUGUGGACGGCGGCUUUGAUUUGGUUCUGGGUUUCCCUUUUGGCGUUGUGCAUCUCGCCGUUCCUUUUCAACCCACAUCAGUUCGCCUGGCACGAUUUCUUCAUCGACUACCGUGACUAUCUCAGAUGGCUCUCUCGUGGUAACUCAAGGUCUCACAGCUUCUCCUGGAUUGGUUUCUGUCGACUCUCCCGUACCAGGAUCACCGGAUAUAAGCGUAAAGUUCUAGGUUCACCUUCAGAGAAGCUAUCGGGUGAUGUUCCACGUGCUCGUAUUACCAAUAUUUUCUUCACCGAAGUCCUUGGCCCGCUUGUUUUGGUUGCUGUGACCUUGGUUCCCUACCUUUACAUCAAUGCCCGAACCGGUGUAAAACCAGACAGCAACAACAAACACACGUCGUCCUUGCUUCGCGUUGGUAUCGUCGCUCUUGCCCCCAUUGCUGUCAAUGCUGGUGUUGCGGGUGCCAUGUUUGGAAUGGCUUGCUGCAUGGGUCCGCUUUUGAGUAUGUGCUGUAAGAAAUUUGGAGCUGUCCUCGCUGCCAUCGCCCAUGGUGUUGCUGUCGUCAUUCUUCUCGUGGUAUUUGAGGUCAUGUUCUUUUUGGAAGAAUUUAACUUCCCUCGCUGCGUCUUAGGAAUGAUUGCUAUGGCUGCCAUUCAACGAUUUGUGUACAAAUUGAUUAUUUCUCUCGCAUUGACCAGAGAAAUGAAGCAUGACCAAUCCAACAUUGCUUGGUGGACAGGAAAAUGGUACAACAUGGGUUGGCACUCGAUGUCCCAACCCGGCCGUGAGUUCCUCUGUAAGAUCACGGAACUUGGCUAUUUUGCUGCCGACUUUGUCUUGGGCCAUGUCCUUCUUUUCUUGAUGCUUCCGGCUCUUUCCAUUCCAUACGUCGACAAGUUCCAUUCGGUCAUUCUUUUCUGGCUCCGUCCCAGUCGUCAAAUCCGUCCGCCUAUUUAUUCUUUGAAGCAAUCUAAGCUUCGUAAACGCCGCGUUAUCCGUUAUGCGAUUAUGUACUUCUUUUUGCUUGUUAUCUUCGUCCUUCUCGUUGCCGGUCCUCUCAUCGCCCGGUCGCACAUUGACAUGAGCUCCUUCGAGAAAAAACUUUCUAGUAACAGCCUUUUGUCGGGACUCAUGCAGCCUCUGGACAACAACGGCGCAAACAAUGAUACUUGGACCGGCAAGACUGGUAACAACCUUCCUGGUGACAACACCGGUGCCGCGAGCAUUCCUGUCAAUGAGCUCUGGACACAAAGCACCAGCACAAGUACUGCCGGUGCGAAGAUGAUGUUUGUUUUGUAA
Molecule: messenger RNA, 5838 nt
Organism: Talaromyces rugulosus
Lineage: Eukaryota; Fungi; Ascomycota; Eurotiomycetes; Eurotiales; Trichocomaceae
Exons: 3
Coding region: 1-5838 (1945 amino acids)
Biological process (GO): (1->3)-beta-D-glucan biosynthetic process; fungal-type cell wall polysaccharide biosynthetic process
Cellular component (GO): 1,3-beta-D-glucan synthase complex; plasma membrane
Molecular function (GO): 1,3-beta-D-glucan synthase activity
Source: RefSeq, a predicted model, not a curated record